AUGAGCAAGCGACCUGCUCCAUCUCCUCCUCCUGCGUACCCUCCCCUUCCAAGCCAACUGACAAGACAGUCUUCUAGUGGUAGUGAAGAAGAAGAAGAAGAUGAAGUGAUGCCAACGUCCUCUGUUGGUCAGCCAUGGAAGAAAUCGACCACUGUUGCUGCAAGCGGCACUCCCAAAGAAGUUCCUCGCCGACAGGAUUUUCAACCUGCUGAACCACCGGACACCACCAUGAAGUUACCAGCCACGUUCCAGACAGCCAAGGAGUUACUUAGUGCGUGCAAGCAAGAUCAGAAAAAGGCCCUCAUGUUGUGCAUGUGUCUUGGAAUCAUGAGUGAAGAUGGAACUCGGUGGCUGGGUGACUUGACCGUGGAGCCUUAUAGCAAACUGUCCACUUCGAAGCUUGCCAAGUUGUCGAGAACCAAGCCCAUGAUGUCUGCAGAAGUUACCAGGCGGGCCAUUGAGCGUAAGGUGACAAAGGCUUUCCCUCGCCCCAAGAAUUGGAGGAAUGAAACGCUGGAGAAGCAUCUGAAAACCAAUCCCAUUGUCACAGAAUCUGAUGUCACAUUCCUUCGAUCACAGGAGAAUGCAUUCUUCCAUGCUUGCGAAAACAUGAUAGUGGAAUGCGCUGAGCAACAGGCUGCAGAGGCAAAGCAGAGCUCCUAUCGCUGGAAUGAUUCAGAUCCGCGAACGUUUUACCGAAUGUACUUGGCUGCUGAGGAUGAUCAAGUGAAAUCUGCGAUGGUGGAGGAUGGCAAGUGUUUGACAAAGGCGAAGCUGGAUGGUCGCCACAGUGAGGAUGUACCAGUUACGUUCUUUGCCGCUUUGGCUGACAAGUGGAACAGUGACUGGGUAGCCAAGACACCUGUCCUACCCACCCUACACGAAGGCUUCGAAAAUGAGAUCUCGAUUGGUCCUGAGGAUGUGCAGCAACCAGUCACAACAGAGUACAUCACGAAGAAAUGGAAGAAUGACAAGAUGCUGCUUGCAAGGUUGGUCAGUCGCUAUGAAGGAUCUGGUCAUGGCUUCGGACAGAUUGAUGGUCGCUUGAUCUUUGGGCAUAUGACUGAGGAGGCACUUCAAGCUGAUGAUAGGAAGGACUAUCUAUGGGAACAGUUCUCUGAGAAGCCUCGGCAUCUGCUGCUGUGGCAUCUUUCUGAUCAAUUCGGUAUCUUGAAUCAUGUCAUUACUCGAAUGUCCAAGGCUACCUCGGCCACAGGUGAAGAUGUCGAUACCACUACUGCCAAGACAAAGAAGCCAAGGAACAAGACCAACAAGAAGAAGAAGAAAGCAAAGAAGAAGAAGAAGUCAUCUGAUGACAGCAGUAGUGACAGCGAUGAAGACCCAGCCUCUAAGUUUCGAGCUUCCCUUGCAGAUUCCCAGCAAGAACAAGCCUAUCAACGGCAAUGGAGAAUCUUCAAACUGCAACCACUCGAUUGA
Molecule: messenger RNA, 1437 nt
Organism: Seminavis robusta
Lineage: Eukaryota; Bacillariophyta; Bacillariophyceae; Naviculales; Naviculaceae
Source: the annotation of a GenBank genome assembly